AUGAGUGUCGUGCGUUUCGCCUUUCUGCUCGCGCUGCUGUUGCCACGUGGGGGGGACGCGCUCUUCAGGAUCCCGCUGACUCGCGUGCGUCCGCUCCGUCGCCUCCUUGCCGAGGUGCAGAGUCUGGAGUGGGUCUCCGACCUCGCAGGGCGUGGCACGUGGAAUGGCACCUACGUGGAGUCUCUCAAGAACUACUUCGAUGCUCAGUACUACGGCACGGUUUGGAUUGGGACUCCGCCGCAACCGUUCGGCGUGGUGUUCGACACCGGCUCGUCCAACACGUGGGUGCCCUCGGCGCGAUGCGCGUCCACCAACUACGCCUGCUUGAACCACAGGAGGUACGACGCCUCUCGCUCGAGCAGCUACGCUCCGAACGGCACCCUCUUCCAUCUGCACUACGGCACGGGCAGCCUCAGCGGCUUCCUCAGCAGCGACACUAUCACGGUGGGCGAGCUGAGCGUGCCGGGCCAGGUGUUUGGCGAGGCCGUCCUGGAACCUGGCCUCACCUUCCUCCUGGCCAAGUUCGACGGCAUCGUGGGACUCGGCUACCCCAACCUCGCCGUCACGGGGGCGACGCCGCUCUUCGACUCCAUCAUGCAGCAGAAGCGUUUACCACGCAACGCAUUCUCCUUCUACCUCAACCGGGACCAGGACUCGCAACCGGGCGGGGAACUCUUGCUGGGAGGCAGCGAUCCUCGCUACUACACCGGCGAGUUCCACUACCUGCCCCUCACCGUAAAGCACUACUGGCAGAUCACGAUGGACGGGAUAUCCGUGGUGGGCGGACCGUCUCUGUGCGUCGGUGGGUGUCCGGCCAUCGUCGACACGGGCACCUCCGUCAUCGCGGGGCCUUCUGCCGCCCUGCGGAUCCUGCAGGUGGCCAUCGGGGCCACAGCCUUGCCCUGGGGACAGUAUUCUAUUGACUGCCGGGCGAUUCCCACGCUCCCCGACAUCGUGCUGACACUGGGAGGAAAGCCGUACCACCUGUCUGGGAAGCAAUACGUGAUCGUGGACAAGACGGUGGAGGGCACACUCUGCCUGCUCGGGUUCAUGGUGAUGGACGUUCCCAGCUCCGAAGGACCGCUCUGGAUCCUCGGCGACGUGUUCAUUGGAAAGUUCUACACCGAGUUCGACCGCGAUCACGACCGCGUGGGGUUUGCCCAUGCGGUGUGAAGGAGAGGUCCAUGGCUGGCCGUAGCGCCAGACAAAUGUUUGUAGAAAAUGAGUGGCCGAUUUUAGUUGGGUAUCGGUGUUGUGAAGGUGGCGAUAUGGCAUGCAUCCUGCCCUGAGCUAACCGCUCCGUUCCGACUUCUGCGAUGUUUAAAUAUUUUGAGGGCGGUGUUGGCAGUGGCGCAGGAACACAAUGAACAAAACUCCUCCAAAAAACGCAUUUGUCAACACUGCUUGAUUUUUUUUCUUCCCAUUUUGUGUCUUAUGAUUGACGAAGCUAAGCUGAUGGGUUGGUAGCGAUGAUGGAGUCUGAAGAAGGUGAUUUUGGCGGUGGGUGCGAUUCUGCUUGGUGAUUUUUUUUGUCUUUGAUACUGCAAUGAGGAUGAAAGUGAGGGGUGGUAGAGUAGACCCCUUGGUAGCAGGUGUGCUAAUAUCCACAGCGGUGUGCUUGUGUUAUAAGUGCUCCAUGUCUCCCUUGUUGAGGAUAAUGGUUGUGAAUUAAGGCUUAUUGGCUUGUUGCCUUCCAUCUUACCUAUAACCAAGAUGUCCUCGGCAUUCAAAGCCUUAAUACGUGUGUAAAUGUGUGUUUAUAUAUGUUAUUUAAAGUAACGUGAUUUUGUUUCAUCUGCCAGCACAUCGUGUAAAUUAUGCACAGUAAGGUUAAUGUCGUGGUUAUGUUUUGGA
Lethenteron reissneri (Far Eastern brook lamprey) is the source of this 1854-nucleotide messenger RNA. Its product is annotated as cathepsin D-like. Lineage: Eukaryota; Metazoa; Chordata; Hyperoartia; Petromyzontiformes; Petromyzontidae. The record is from RefSeq and is a predicted model, not a curated record. Gene Ontology annotation, molecular function: aspartic-type endopeptidase activity. Gene Ontology annotation, biological process: proteolysis.